AUGUCAUCCCCUUUUCCAGCUGACACACCAAGCAGUAAUAGACCUUCCAACUCCUCUCCGCCACCAUCGUCGAUAGGUGCUGGCUUCGGAAGCAGUAGCGGACUCGAUUCGCAAAUAGGCUCUAGGUUACAUUUCCCAAGUUCUUCUCAACCGCAUGUCAGUAAUUCACAAACAGGCCCUUUUGUUAACGAUUCCACUCAGUUUAGUUCUCAAAGGUUGCAAACCGAUGGUUCCGCGACUAAUGAUAUGGAGGGAAAUGAACCUGCCAGAAGCUUCAAAAGUAGAGCUUUGAAUCACGUUAAGAAAGUUGAUGACGUUACUGGUGAAAAAGUCCGUGAAGCGUUCGAGCAGUUUUUGGAAGACUUUUCCGUUCAAUCCACUGAUACUGGUGAAGUUGAAAAAGUUUAUAGAGCUCAAAUUGAAUUUAUGAAAAUAUAUGACCUAAACACCAUUUAUAUAGAUUAUCAGCAUUUAUCCAUGAGAGAAAAUGGUGCUCUAGCUAUGGCUAUCUCAGAACAAUAUUACAGAUUUUUGCCUUUUUUACAAAAGGGUUUAAGAAGAGUAGUAAGAAAGUAUGCACCUGAAUUGUUAAACACAAGUGACUCAUUGAAGAGAUCCGAAGGUGACGAAGGUCAAGCGGAUGAAGAUGAGCAACAGGACGAUGAUAUGAAUGGGUCGAGUCUACCAAGAGAUUCUGGAUCAUCAGCCGCACCAGGGAAUGGGACAUCUGCCAUGGCAACGAGGUCAAUAACAACUUCUACGUCACCUGAACAGACGGAACGUGUUUUUCAAAUCAGUUUCUUCAAUCUACCAACAGUUCACAGAAUUCGUGAUAUAAGAUCUGAAAAGAUUGGUUCACUAUUGAGUAUAUCAGGGACAGUGACAAGAACAUCUGAGGUCCGUCCAGAAUUAUACAAGGCAAGCUUUACGUGUGAUAUGUGCCGUGCUAUCGUAGAUAACGUAGAACAGUCCUUCAAGUACACUGAACCGACAUUUUGCCCGAACCCAUCAUGCGAAAAUAGAGCCUUUUGGACAUUAAAUGUUACAAGAUCCAGGUUUCUUGAUUGGCAAAAAGUCAGAAUUCAAGAAAAUGCUAACGAAAUACCUACAGGCUCCAUGCCGCGUACGCUGGACGUCAUUCUUCGAGGUGAUAGUGUCGAAAGAGCCAAGCCAGGUGACCGUUGCAAAUUUACGGGUGUGGAAAUUGUAGUACCUGAUGUUACACAAUUGGGGCUACCAGGUGUGAAGCCAAGUUCAACAUUAGAUACUAGAGGUAUUUCGAAGACUACUGAAGGUUUGAAUAGUGGUGUUACUGGUUUACGCUCUCUUGGUGUUCGUGAUUUGACAUACAAGAUUAGCUUUCUGGCAUGCCAUGUUAUCAGUAUUGGAUCAAACAUUGGUGCAAGUAGCCCUGAUGCAAAUUCUAACAACCGAGAAACUGAACUACAGAUGGCUGCUAAUUUACAAGCUAAUAAUGUAUACCAAGAUAAUGAAAGAGAUCAAGAAGUAUUCUUGAACAGUUUGAGUUCAGAUGAAAUAAAUGAGCUGAAGGAAAUGGUAAAGGAUGAACAUAUUUAUGAUAAAUUGGUCAGAUCUAUUGCUCCAGCUGUGUUUGGCCAUGAAGCCGUAAAGAAGGGUAUCUUGCUUCAGAUGCUCGGUGGUGUUCAUAAGAGUACUGUAGAAGGUAUUAAGUUAAGAGGAGAUAUCAACAUCUGUGUUGUUGGUGAUCCCUCUACUUCUAAGUCUCAAUUUUUAAAAUACGUAGUGGGAUUUGCACCAAGAUCAGUUUACACUUCCGGUAAGGCCUCGUCGGCUGCUGGUUUAACAGCUGCGGUUGUGAGAGAUGAGGAAGGAGGUGAUUAUACAAUUGAAGCAGGUGCUUUAAUGCUUGCUGAUAACGGUAUUUGUUGUAUCGAUGAAUUUGAUAAAAUGGAUAUUUCAGAUCAAGUUGCCAUUCAUGAAGCUAUGGAACAACAGACCAUCUCUAUUGCUAAAGCUGGUAUUCACGCUACUUUAAAUGCAAGAACAUCAAUUCUAGCGGCUGCCAACCCGGUAGGUGGAAGAUACAAUAGGAAACUAUCACUGAGGGGUAAUUUAAAUAUGACCGCACCGAUCAUGUCCAGAUUUGAUUUAUUUUUUGUUAUUCUUGAUGACUGUAACGAAAAAAUUGAUACCGAAUUGGCAUCUCAUAUCGUUGACUUACACAUGAAAAGAGACGAAGCCAUUGAGCCGCCAUUUAGUGCAGAACAACUACGUCGUUAUAUCAAAUAUGCACGUACUUUUAAACCAAUAUUAACGAAAGAAGCCCGUUCCUAUUUAGUCGAGAAGUAUAAGGAACUGAGAAAGGAUGAUGCCCAGGGAUUUAGUAGAUCGAGUUAUAGAAUCACAGUUAGGCAACUUGAAAGUAUGAUUAGAUUAUCAGAAGCUAUUGCGAGGGCUAAUUGUGUCGAUGAAAUUACUCCAUCAUUCAUUGCAGAAGCUUACGAUCUUUUAAGGCAAAGUAUUAUUCGUGUUGAUGUGGAUGAUGUGGAAAUGGAUGAAGAAUUUGAUAACAUAGAGAGUCAAAGUCACGCCGCUUCUGGAAACAAUGAUGACAAUGAUGAUGGGACUGGGUCAGGUGUAAUUACGAGUGAGCCACCAGCAGAUAUAGAAGAAGGACAAAGCGAAGCUACAGCUCGUCCAGGUACAAGCGAGAAGAAGAAAACAACGGUGACGUAUGAUAAAUAUGUGUCCAUGAUGAACAUGAUCGUUAGAAAGAUUGCUGAAGUAGAUAGGGAGGGUGCAGAAGAACUAACAGCUGUGGAUAUAGUUGAUUGGUAUUUAUUACAGAAGGAAAAUGAUUUGGGUUCGUUAGCAGAAUAUUGGGAAGAGAGAAGAUUAGCGUUCAAAGUCAUAAAAAGGUUGGUCAAAGAUAGGAUUUUAAUGGAGAUUCAUGGUACCAGACACAAUUUAAGAGAUCUUGAGAAUGAGGAAAAUGAAAAUAAUAAAACUGUUUAUGUUAUUCAUCCAAACUGUGAGGUUUUGGAUCAAUUGGAACCACAGGAUUCCAGCUAA
Molecule: messenger RNA, 3054 nt
Organism: Saccharomyces cerevisiae S288C
Lineage: Eukaryota; Fungi; Ascomycota; Saccharomycetes; Saccharomycetales; Saccharomycetaceae
Gene: MCM6
Product: MCM DNA helicase complex subunit MCM6
Exons: 1
Coding region: 1-3054 (1017 amino acids)
Biological process (GO): premeiotic DNA replication; DNA strand elongation involved in DNA replication; DNA replication
Cellular component (GO): nuclear pre-replicative complex; CMG complex; MCM core complex
Molecular function (GO): DNA binding; ATP hydrolysis activity; DNA helicase activity
Source: RefSeq, marked reviewed